AUGCCGUUGAGAGUGGUCGUCGCACAGAAGGUGAAGGAAGCAGAAAUCACCGAGCAAGACUCGCUUCUUCUGACGAGGAACCUGCUUCGAAUCGCUAUAUUCAACAUCAGCUACAUCAGAGGCCUUUUUCCGGAGAAGUAUUUCAAUGAUAAAUCCGUUACUGCUUUAGAUAUGAAGAUUAAGAAGCUUAUGCCAAUGGAUGCAGAGUCUCGUAGACUUAUUGAUUGGAUGGAGAAAGGUGUCUACGAUGCAUUACAGAAGAAGUAUCUGAAGACGCUCUUGUUCUGCGUCUGUGAAGCAGUUGAUGGACCAAUGAUUGAGGAAUAUGCAUUUUCUUUCAAUUACUCAGGAUCUGACAGCCAGGAGGUCAUGAUGAAUAUCAACCGUAGUGGAAACAAGAAACAAGGUGGAACAUUCAAGUGCAGCUCUACAGAAGAAAUCACUCCCAACCAGAUGAGGAGCGCUGCUUGUAAGAUGGUCCGGACUCUGGUUCAGCUCAUGAGAACUCUGGAUAAGAUGCCUGAAGAAAGAACCAUACUUAUGAAAUUACUCUACUAUGAUGAUGUGACACCAGCGGAUUACGAGCCACCAUUUUUCAGAGGCUGCACAGAGGAGGAAGCUCACAAUGCAUGGACCAAAAAUCCUUUGAAAAUGGAGGUUGGGCAUGUAAAUAGCAAGCAUUUUGUGUUGGCACUUAAGGUGAAAAGUGUGCUUGAUCCUUGUGAGGAUGAAAAUGAAGAUAUUCAGGAUGAUGAAGAAGAAGGGAGCGUAGAAGGAGAUUCUGCACAAAGGGCUGAUUAUUCUGACUCAGACAGUGAGUUUAACCAUUCACAAGAGGAUCGAUAUAUAGUUGCUCCAGUAGAUACGCGCCGGCAGCAAGAUGAUGCCGCAGUUGAGGAAGAUGAUACGCAGGACCCCAUGGAAGAUGAGCAACAAUUGACCCGAGUCACGGACUGGAUAAGUUGCCGUCACCUCGACACUGUUGAACUUACUGAUGUUCUAUCAAAUUUUCCAGACAUCUCAAUGGCUCUGACUGAAGAAAUUAUGGAUAAGCUUGUUAAAGAAGGUGUCCUAUCAAAAACAGGAGCUGACACUUAUGUGAUCAACAAGCAGAAGGCAACUGAUUUUGAGUUCAAUUUGGUGAAAAAAGAAAUCGAUGAUCAAGCUGGUGAUAAAGCUUUGCUCGAUGAUGAUUUUAUGUACAUGAAGGCUCUGUAUUAUGCUCUUCCGAUGAAUUAUGUGACGAUUGCGAAACUUCAAAACAAGAUUGAAGAACCAGUGAAUCAGAAUACCGUUCGGAAGAUGAUUGAUAAAAUGACUCGGGAAGGUUUUGUUGAAGCAAAAAGCAACAGAAGGCUGGGAAAACGUGUGAUCCGUUCUGUCAUGACUGAGAAAAAGCUAAUUGAAGUCAAGAAAGCGUUGAAUAAAGAUGCUAUGGAUGUGGACACCAAUGAACCACAAAGCAAGUCAAGUCAUUUAGCUAGCCAAGCUCUGGGAAGCAACCACAGGGAUUUUUCCACAUGCGGUCUCCUCCACUCCAUUGGCUCAGAUCUCACUCGGAUGAAAGUGAGAUCUGAUUUCGACCAGAUCUCCAAAGAAAAGGAGCCUGGAAACACUACUCCGACAAGCAGGGCGCAGCAUCCAGUAGUCUCCCGAGAGAGUUUUGCGGCCGCAAAUGGGAACACAAAGGGCUGUGAAGAGGUGGACGGGAUUCUGUGUACUAGGUCGAGCCAAGCUGACAAGCGAACCAGAAAAACAAGCACGGUCAAGGAGCCUAUCCUUCAGUACUUGAAGCGCCAGAAAUCGCAAGCCCCCUCAGAUGUCUCGGGACCAUCAUGACACGUGAACACUUUUUCUUCCAUUCCUUUCCAUUCUUCCUUUUCCACUUAAUAAUAUUGUGGAAUUCAAAGGAGAAAUUUUAUAAUGUAGCUUAUAAAAGCUGUAGCGAUUUCACGUUCUGGGGAUGAUUCGUGUUAUGUACUUGCGCCAUACGAGG
Messenger RNA from Morus notabilis, 1996 nucleotides. RefSeq names its product meiosis-specific protein ASY1. The record is from RefSeq and is a predicted model, not a curated record. Bases 1 to 1839 code for a protein of 612 amino acids. The transcript is spliced from 22 exons. Lineage: Eukaryota; Viridiplantae; Streptophyta; Magnoliopsida; Rosales; Moraceae.